Penicillium odoratum is the source of this 1437-nucleotide messenger RNA. RefSeq names its product FAD-dependent oxidoreductase. The coding region runs from base 1 to 1437 and encodes 478 amino acids. Lineage: Eukaryota; Fungi; Ascomycota; Eurotiomycetes; Eurotiales; Aspergillaceae. The transcript is spliced from 2 exons. Gene Ontology annotation, molecular function: oxidoreductase activity; FAD binding. The record is from RefSeq and is a predicted model, not a curated record.
AUGGGUGCUGCCCAUAGCUCUGUCGUUCAUGACUGUUUGCUCUCCGCCGUUGGGAACAAUUCCAACCUUCUCGCCUUUCAAGGCGACUUUCGGUUUAACUCGGAAAUUCCUUUGUACAAUUUGGAAUUUCCUGUGGUCCCUACUGCCAUCACUUAUCCAGAGACCACGGAGCAAGUCGCAGCGAUCGUCAAAUGUGCAGCACAUCACGACCUCAAGGUUCAAGCUCGCAGUGGAGGUCAUAGCUAUGCGAACUAUGGGCUGGGAGGAAACGAUGGCGCUGUGGUUGUUCAUCUGAAAAACAUCCAGCAUUUCUCAGUUGACGAGGAAACUCAAAUUGCGACUGUCGGCUCCGGCACACUUUUGGGUGAUCUUCACUCGCGUCUUUACCAUGCAGGUAGAAGAGCUGUUGCUCAUGGGAGCUGCCCUCAGGUCGGCAUGGGUGGGCAUUUCACGAUCGGUGGCUUGGGUUUGAUGUCUCGCGAAUGGGGCAUGGCUCUUGACCAUAUCGAAGAGGCUGAGGUGGUUCUCGCAAAUUCCAGCGUCGUGAGAGCAUCCAAGACCCAGUACCAGGAUAUUUUCUUUGCCAUCAAAGGCGCGGCAGCCAGCUUCGGAAUCGUCACGGAAUUCAAGCUUCAUACCCAUGAAGCACCCUCGGAGGCCAUUCAGUAUACUUACGAGGUUAAUGUCGGCAACAUUGCUGACAAGGCACAGAUUUUUAAAGACUGGCAGUCUCUAAUUGCAACCAAGAACCUCUCUCGGAAAUUCUCUAGCGAGCUUGUCAUUUUCGAAGGCGGCGUCUUGCUGUCUGGAACAUUCUUCGGGUCCAAGGAGGAGUUCAACGCAUUUGGAUUGGAGCACCAUUUUCCAAUCAAGGAUCAUGGCACCACCGUGCACUUGACGGACUGGCUUGGCAUGCUUACUAGCAAGGCUGAGGACCUCAUACUGACGGCCAUGGGAGGCAUCCCGGCCCCGUUCUAUGCCAAAUCGAUGCCCUUCAUGCCGGAACAUAGCAUCACCGACGAAGGGGUCGAUAUGAUGUUCAAAUAUAUUGCCACCGCAAAAAAGGACACUGUCGCCUGGUUUGUCAUCUUUGACCUGGAGGGUGGUGCCGUGAAUGACCACGCUGUCAAUGCCACUGCAUAUGCCCACCGAGAAGCAUUCAUGUGGAUGCAAUCUUAUGCAGUCAGCCUUAUCGGUCCUGUCAGUUCCACUACCAGAAAAUUCCUCGAUGGUCUGAAUGACGUUAUCACUUCUUCUCGUCCUGGGGCUGGAGCAUACGGGGCAUACCCUGGAUAUGUCGACCCUUACAUGAAAGAUCCACAAAAGGCUUACUGGGGGCCCAACCUCGAAAAACUUCAGAGCAUCAAGGCCAAGGUCGAUCCGGAUGACGUAUUCCACAAUCCUCAAAGUGUGCAGGAGAGCCUCGACAUUUUUUAG